GGCUGGUGACAUAGACUACACUGUCAGAAAUAAAGGUACGGUUGAGGUCCAUUUAUGUUCUCUGAGGUACAACUGCUGGUGAUGUACCGCCAAAGGGUCAUAGUUGAUCCAUAAGGUACACAUUUGUAGGUUAAAAGGGUACAUAUACGUUCUAACGUGAGCAAGGGUCCAUGUUUGUACCAUUUUUUGAACAUAUAGGGGUACAAUCCAUAUGUCAAUGGGUACAAUAAGAAAGAUGUCAGUGUUUGACCCAUGAUGUGACCACAAUUAUGUUGGGGGAUGGGAUGGCUAGUGCCUCAGGGCUGUCAAGGAAAUUAUGAAGUUCUCAGAUUCAUUACUUAGGAGAUUAUAAACAAUAAAUAUAUUGUUAUUAAUGCUAGUAAACUAUAUAUAACUCUGUGAAAUCAACAAUGAAUAGCAAUAUAAGAAUUGGAUAGUAAAAAAUAUUUAUCUCAGAGGCAACAUUGAAUGUUGAUUUUUGAAAAGAGGGAGUUCACACAUGCGCAGUGGCUGCAGCAGCAGCAGCAGCACUUUGCUUCUCCCAACCGUCACUGCUGCACCUGGCGCGAAAACCGGAGAACAAUGGAGCUGUCAACGGAGGAGCUGCUCCAGAAGUUAACAGAGUCAGGGAUUAUACUGACGGAAGAAGAGACACAGAGAUUCAGAGACAAUGACGUGGAUGGAGAGACAGUACAGUGCGGCUUGACUGAACAUAUGGUGGCAUUUCUUUUUUCUGGUUCAUUUAAAAAGCAACUUAAAUUCAACACAUUUGUACAGGAGCUGAAGGAUGUAACACUGACUUUAGUACCAGUGCCAGAUGUUAACACUGAGCAACCUUUGACAACAGACAGAAACGAGGCAAGUGGCAGACUGCCUCUUGGUUUUGUUAUUCCUCCUUUCCCUAGAGAUCUUCAGACCAGACUUGACAAAAGGGAAGCAUGUCAGAAGUCCAGCAAAGAUCGACAUACGAUCAUUCGUGUUCUGCAUGAAGCAGUUAUAGAACACACAAUGUAUCCCAACAAUGCGGAAUAUGUGCAAGUAGUUAGAGCACUUAUUGUGAAGUAUCCUUUUCUUAAGGAUCUGGAGGGAAACUGCUAUCAUACCUGGCAUCAGUCACUUAAACGCAAAUUCAAAGCGGAGCGUGCCCCUUUGAUUCAUGAAGACGAAGUGAAAAGGAGUAAAGAGAAGUUUGGUCACAAGAGAGCCAGAGAGUCUACAGAAGCGGCAAGAGCCUGUUGCAGAUCUGUGUCACGAGUACCUGCUGUGAUUGGUGAGGACGCGUCUUCUAUUGAGAGGCAUGUGCAAGUCCUACAUAUGCAGUAUGAGAAGAUGACACCUGACACCUCUGUGGUCAACGACCGCAUGCAGCGAACUUUUGCAUGGCGAAGAAAGGAGAUCGCAGAUGGCAUGGCAGUGGAGGACGUAUUAAAGAAAUACCCUUUCCUAAGAACACCCACAGGGUUGUGCGAUGAGGUUGACAGGAUCCAUCCAUCAACGGUGAACUUGUACAGACGCUGGAAAGAGGGAUUCACUGGCAUAGUGCCUAAGGUGGUCAAGCUGGUGCAAGGAAAAUCCCCAUUAGCCAAGAUGUACACCGAAGCAAGGGAGGAAAUGCUGACAGAAGAUCUACCAGACGUUGACCUCCGUGCUGCGCUGAUCCUGUUGCCUCACAUCUUUAAAGAGAAGGUUGACCGGUUCAUUACAUUGGGACAGUAUGACGCUCAAAGUCCCUAUCCAACUGUACAGUUGGUAGACACCGACUGGAAGAUGGCCUUUACCAGGAAGGUUCCGGUUACGGUCAAAGUGGACGGCGUGGAUCUGUGCAGGGGAACAGGAGUUGAGGAUGGGGUAAUAGCCGCCUUCUGUACCUACUUUGUUUUCGACAUGGCUUACCCACCCUACAUGAAGAAUACCUUGUCCUUUCUACAACGUACACUACUGAACAUUACUGUGGUGGGUGAAAAGCCCCUUCCAGUCACUGUGACUCGAGUGAUCAAUCUGCUAUACUAAAUAUUCCAAGACCGUAUAGAUGUACAAGGUGUAGAAGAACCACCUUCACCUUAAUGAAAAUGGUCCAACAUGUUGGCCUUAUCCAUGCCCACGAAGCCAACUUCAGUAUCACUUGUGGGCUAAAUGACUGUAAGUCAACUUUUACAUUAUAUGAA
Perca fluviatilis (European perch) is the source of this 2165-nucleotide messenger RNA. RefSeq names its product sterile alpha motif domain-containing protein 3-like. Lineage: Eukaryota; Metazoa; Chordata; Actinopteri; Perciformes; Percidae. The transcript is spliced from 9 exons. The coding region runs from base 469 to 2010 and encodes 513 amino acids. The record is from RefSeq and is a predicted model, not a curated record.